UCGGGAACCGGUUCUCCGAGUCCGAGCUGGCGGCGCGCUGUGGGCUGUGCGGGAGCGAGGGUAGAAGAGGGAGAUAGGGAGCCCGACUCUUGGGAAGGGCAGGCUUGUCUCUGGGAUGGGGAGGAGCCGGUGCACGGAUCCUGCUGUGCGUCUGUGCAGGGCGCGCCCAGUAGUUUGGGAUUUGCAAGAAAAUGCAAUCAAACAACAUGGGCAAAGUGCGAUGCGUUUAUCCUAAGGCAAGAACACGCUUAGAAUGCACGCCCAGAGCCAGUUCUCCCCAAGGGAUGGCAACGCACCUGUGUGCCGGGCUCCGCGCAAGGGCUUUCCCUGUUUAUUCUCCCGCUGCCGCUAACAACCUUGUGGGGCGGGCAUGGUUGGAUCCCCAAUUUAAAAGUGGGGAAACUGAGGACAGAUUAACCUGUCUGCACGUAACACAGCUGAAAAGUGGUGGAACUGCUAUUUCUUUCAGGUUUGCCUGAUUCUAGAGCUCAAUGCUGCCCAUCAGGUGUUUGAAGUCAUGAUUUGGUGAAAAUGGGACAGUGAAGACGUUCUGAAAAAAAAAAAGGCAUAUCAUGAGGUUUGGACAUUGAGAGGUAUAGGCUGGCUGUAGGAGUCGGAUCCCUGCAUGUCACUGAGUCCACCAUGCUUUACAGAAGAAGACAGAUUUAGUCUGGAAGCUCUUCAGACAAUACAUAAACAAAUGGAUGAUGACAAAGAUGGUGGAAUUGAAGUAGAGGAAAGUGAUGAAUUCAUCAGAGAAGAUAUGAAAUAUAAAGAUGCUACUAAUAAACACAGCCAUCUGCACAGAGAAGAUAAACAUAUAACGAUUGAGGAUUUAUGGAAACGAUGGAAAACAUCAGAAGUUCAUAAUUGGACCCUUGAAGACACUCUUCAGUGGUUGAUAGAGUUUGUUGAACUACCCCAAUAUGAGAAGAAUUUUAGAGACAACAAUGUCAAAGGAACGACACUUCCCAGGAUAGCAGUGCACGAACCUUCAUUUAUGAUCUCCCAGUUGAAAAUCAGUGACCGGAGUCACAGACAAAAACUUCAGCUCAAGGCAUUGGAUGUGGUUUUGUUUGGACCUCUAACACGCCCACCUCAUAACUGGAUGAAAGAUUUUAUCCUCACAGUUUCUAUAGUAAUUGGUGUUGGAGGGUGCUGGUUUGCUUAUACGCAGAAUAAGACAUCAAAAGAACAUGUUGCAAAAAUGAUGAAAGAUUUAGAGAGCUUACAAACUGCAGAGCAAAGUCUAAUGGACUUACAAGAGAGGCUUGAAAAGGCACAGGAAGAAAACAGAAAUGUUGCUGUAGAAAAGCAAAAUUUAGAGCGCAAAAUGAUGGAUGAAAUCAAUUAUGCAAAGGAGGAGGCUUGUCGGCUGAGAGAGCUAAGGGAGGGAGCUGAAUGUGAAUUGAGUAGACGUCAGUAUGCAGAACAGGAAUUGGAACAGGUUCGCAUGGCUCUGAAAAAGGCUGAAAAAGAAUUUGAACUGAGAAGCAGUUGGUCUGUUCCAGAUGCACUUCAGAAAUGGCUUCAGUUAACACAUGAAGUAGAAGUGCAGUACUACAAUAUUAAAAGACAAAACGCUGAAAUGCAGCUAGCUGUUGCUAAAGAUGAGGUUGCUGCUUCAUAUCUGAUUCAGGCAGAAAAAAUUAAAAAGAAGAGAAGCACAGUCUUUGGGACUCUGCACGUUGCACACAGCUCCUCCCUAGAUGAAGUAGACCACAAAAUUCUGGAAGCAAAGAAAGCUCUCUCUGAGUUGACAACUUGUUUACGAGAACGACUUUUUCGCUGGCAACAAAUUGAGAAGAUCUGUGGCUUUCAGAUAGCCCAUAACUCAGGACUCCCCAGCCUGACCUCUUCCCUUUAUUCUGAUCACAGCUGGGUGGUGAUGCCCAGAGUCUCCAUUCCACCCUAUCCAAUUGCUGGAGGAGUUGAUGACUUAGAUGAAGACACACCCCCAAUAGUGUCACAAUUUCCCGGGACCAUGGCUAAACCUCCUGGAUCAUUAGCCAGAAGCAGCAGCCUGUGCCGUUCGCGCCGCAGCAUUGUGCCGUCCUCGCCUCAGCCUCAGCGAGCUCAGCUUGCUCCACACGCCCCCCACCCGUCACACCCUCGGCACCCUCACCACCCCCAGCACACACCACACUCCUUGCCUUCCCCUGAUCCAGAUAUCCUCUCAGUGUCAAGUUGCCCUGCGCUUUAUCGAAAUGAAGAGGAGGAAGAGGCCAUUUACUUCUCUGCUGAAAAGCAAUGGGAAGUGCCAGACACAGCUUCAGAAUGUGAUUCCUUAAAUUCUUCCAUUGGAAGGAAACAGUCUCCUCCUUUAAGCCUCGAGAUAUACCAAACAUUAUCUCCGCGAAAGAUAUCAAGAGAUGAGGUGUCCCUAGAGGAUUCCUCCCGAGGGGAUUCUCCUGUAACUGUGGAUGUGUCUUGGGGUUCUCCCGACUGUGUAGGUCUGACAGAAACUAAGAGUAUGAUCUUCAGUCCUGCAAGCAAAGUGUACAAUGGCAUUUUGGAGAAAUCCUGUAGCAUGAACCAGCUUUCCAGUGGCAUCCCGGUGCCUAAACCUCGCCACACAUCAUGUUCCUCAGCUGGCAAUGACAGUAAACCAGUUCAGGAAGCCCCAGGUGUUGCCAGAAUAAGCAGCAUCCCACAUGACCUUUGUCAUAAUGGAGAGAAAAGCAAAAAGCCAUCAAAAAUCAAAAGCCUUUUUAAGAAGAAAUCUAAGUGAACUGGCUGACUUGAUGGAAUCCUGUUCAAGUGGCAUCUGUAAACUAUUAUCCCCCACCCUCCACUCCCCUCCUUUUUUUUGGUUUGUUUUAAUUUUAGGAAUGUAACUCCAUUGGGGCUUUCCAGGCCGGAUGCCAUAGUGGAACAUCCAGAAGGGCAGCUGUCUACUGUCUGCUUAUUUAAGUGACUAUAUAUAAUCAAUUCAUCAAGCCAGUUAUUACUGAAAAAUCAUUGAAAUGAGACAGUUUACAGUCAUUUCUGCCUAUUUAUUUCUGCUUUGUUCUUAGUGAUGUAUAUGCAACAUUUUGUUGAAAGCCACUGUGGACUUACAAGCUUUAAUGGACUCGUAAGCCAGCAUGGGCUUGCAAAAAUUUCUUGUUUACCAGAGCAUCUUCUUAUCUUUCCACAGAGCUAUUUACAUCCUGGACUAAAUAACUUAAAAGAAGUAAAACUAAUUGCACUACUGUUUUCCAGACUGGAAAAAAAAAAAUCUCUGCAAGUGAAACUAUAGAGUUUAUAAAAUGACUAUGGAUAGGGGACUGUUUUCACUUUUAGAUCAAAAUGGGUUUUUAAGUAGAACCUAGGGUUUCUAAUUGACUUGAUUUCUGGAAAUGAAAACCCACGCUUUUAUUAUGGGAAGCUUCUUUAACUGCAUUUACUAUUGUGAAGUUUCAAGUCCCGCUGUAAAGAUCAUGUUGUUUUGUUUUCCCCAGGGCUUUCACUGUGAUUUACUGCAUUGCAGGCUGUAUGAUAAAAUAUACAUAAUUUAAAGAGAGAAGGCUCUUGAUUCCUUAUGCAAGUGGAAGAGUUGAAACUUGAUUGAAGGACUUACAACAUUCACAACCUUAAGCUGAGGUGGGGGGAUAUGGGGAUUCAGGCAAUUGUUUACACACUUUGAAUAACUGCAAAGGAUUUAUGGUUUGUGAAAAAUGUGUACUGUGGAAAAGAUAAUAAAUUGGAGACAUUAUUGUGUGGGAUUGUGCUGAUUUUUGUUGAUAACACUCCACAAAAAACACUAUGUUUUCUGGAGAGCUGUGUAAGCUGUCUUGUUGCUUAGUUGCAAUAUAAGAAAUAGUGAUGUUUUGGAUGUAAGUUGUCAACAAAUUUCUAUUUUAUAUUGUUUGUCAUAUUUUUAUGUAGUUUGAAAUGUAUAAAUGUUCUAAUAUCAAGAUUAACAAAUAUAAAUUUAUGGUGCAUUUA
This is a messenger RNA of Pongo pygmaeus (Bornean orangutan), 3930 nucleotides long. RefSeq names its product stromal interaction molecule 2 (gene STIM2). Gene Ontology annotation, cellular component: plasma membrane; endoplasmic reticulum. The record is from RefSeq and is a predicted model, not a curated record. Gene Ontology annotation, molecular function: protein binding; calcium channel regulator activity; calcium ion binding. The transcript has 13 exons. The coding region runs from base 626 to 2731 and encodes 701 amino acids. NCBI's taxonomy places the organism in Eukaryota, Metazoa, Chordata, Mammalia, Primates, Hominidae. Gene Ontology annotation, biological process: intracellular calcium ion homeostasis; activation of store-operated calcium channel activity; store-operated calcium entry.